AUGCAAUACUCGGUAUUCCAGGAUGACGAGCCCUUGCUAGAACUCCCCAACGAGGAUGCUGUCUGGGUGACCGUAAUGCUUCACGAGGAGAUGGAGGACUCUCACACUGACGAGGAAAUCUUCAAGCAUGUGCAUCACCAGAUUAAAAUUAGAAGGGCUGGUGUCGGCCGACAGGCUCUGCAUAACCUGGGGAAAGUGUGUAUCUCGAUCCCGAUCCAGACUGGCAGCACUGAUACGAGAGCCAUCCUAGCCCUUGCCGAGGCCGAUGCUUAUAAGUGGAUUGGUAUACUCUACGAUGGAGUUGUUACCCUGAACCGUACGAUUAUUUUUUCUACAAUCCCAUCACCUGCCCCGGAGGAACUGGAGGAUUAUGAUGAGACUGAGGAAUAUGCUAAAGCGCAGGAGCUGUGGACUAAGUAG
Messenger RNA from Penicillium bovifimosum, 420 nucleotides. RefSeq lists its product as uncharacterized. The transcript has a single exon. Lineage: Eukaryota; Fungi; Ascomycota; Eurotiomycetes; Eurotiales; Aspergillaceae. The record is from RefSeq and is a predicted model, not a curated record. The coding region runs from base 1 to 420 and encodes 139 amino acids.